Racocetra persica is the source of this 575-nucleotide messenger RNA. NCBI's taxonomy places the organism in Eukaryota, Fungi, Glomeromycota, Glomeromycetes, Diversisporales, Gigasporaceae. The record is from the annotation of a GenBank genome assembly.
GUGUUCCUACCGUAAUUCUUAAACACCCUUCACAACCAAAUUCAUUAGAAUACAAUGUUUUUCUCACUAUCAAAUACCUAUUAACUUUUUAUCUACUAAUUAAACAUUUCAGACUAGGCAUGUGUAUGGCUGACCCAAAAAUAAUUCGUUUAAUGAAUAAUGCUAAAGCACCAUAUAACAUCAGUGCUUUAACAUCUCAUGUUGCACUCAAUGCAUUAUCAUUACAAAAUAUAGAAAAAAUGCGUGAAACAGUUUGUAAAAUUCUUGCAGAACGUGCUAAACUUAUGUCAUCUAUUACUAGUAUAACUGGUAUUGGCAAGAUAUUAGGCGCAAAUGAUGCCAAUUUUAUUCUUGUACAAGUUUUAGAUAAAGCUUGUGAAAAGCCAAGUAGCAAGAGAGCUCAAUGGAUUUAUAAAGAAAUGGCAGAACGUUUAGGAGUAGUAGUCAGGUAUCGAGGUAAUGAAUUUGGUUGUGAAGGGUGUUUAAGAAUUACGGUAGGAACACCUCAAGAAAAUGAAACAUUGUUAGAAAACUUGAAACAAUUAUUGGAAGGAACUUCUACUAAAUCUAAUUAG